AUGGCGGCAGUUUUGCCCCGGGACCUGUCGAGCUCUUGCCGUUCUGCCGCGGCGCUUUUGGCUCAGCACUCUCAGGCCCUCACGCAAGUCUUGGCCAACCUGCAGGUGCUCUUGGAAGCCGCUGCUGCUGCGGCGGACACGGCGACGGAGCCGGGCGAGGCACAAGCGCCGGCUGGCCAGCCGCAAGGCGAGAGCUGCCGAGAUCUCGCCAAGUGCCCGCCUGCCGGGCCACGGUCGCUGCAGCCACCGCCCCCUCCAAAGCCGGCGCAGCCGGUGCAGCCGGUGCAGCCGGUGCAGCCGGCGAACGGGGGCAAAGGCCAUGGCAAAGGAGGCUGGUCGCCCUGGCCUUCCUUCGCCGAAAGCGAGCCUCGCUUCGAUGGCUGGACCCAAGGCCAGUGGGCGGACUGGGUGCAGACCCCCUGCGGCGCGCAGUGGCGCCUCGGCGUGGGCUGGUGA
Molecule: messenger RNA, 456 nt
Organism: Effrenium voratum
Lineage: Eukaryota; Dinophyceae; Suessiales; Symbiodiniaceae
Source: the annotation of a GenBank genome assembly